Annulohypoxylon maeteangense is the source of this 2297-nucleotide messenger RNA. Its product is annotated as FAD binding domain-containing protein. Gene Ontology annotation, molecular function: FAD binding. NCBI's taxonomy places the organism in Eukaryota, Fungi, Ascomycota, Sordariomycetes, Xylariales, Hypoxylaceae. The coding region runs from base 1 to 1743 and encodes 580 amino acids. The transcript is spliced from 2 exons. The record is from RefSeq and is a predicted model, not a curated record.
AUGGAAGAAAACGUCGAUUGUGUUGAUGUGUUGAUUGUUGGAGCUGGCCCAGUAGGCCUUAUCACGGCCUUCCAACUUGCCCUGUUCGGCGGUGUCUCGGUUCGUAUCAUUGAGAAACACGCCAAAUCGAUGCAAGAUUCGUACGGCCGCGCAAUCACCCUCUUCCCUCGAACAGUAGAGAUGCUUGACCAGCUGCACCUUGCUGAUACGCUGCUACAGAGUUGUUUUGCUUGUCGGGAUACGGUAACUUACAAUGCCAAGGGUGAAGAAGUCCCUGGCCGAGGUUGGAGUUUCAUGAACAAGAUUAAUGAUACGACAUUUGAUUUUGCUCUUGUGCUUAGGCAAAAGUUCCAGGAAGAAGUUUUUCGAAACGCAAUGGCGACAUACAAUGUGCAAGUGGAAGCGCCAGUCGAGUUGACAGCCGCUUCGGUUGAUUCAAACGUUCCUUCAACAGGCUAUAGGGUAUCAGCAGUCCUUCUUGACCGCAGCAACGAGGCAUAUCGGAAAAUAAGAUGCAAAUAUCUCAUAGGCUGUGAUGGGGGACGUUCUUCCGUCCGACGAAUGUUCAAUAUACCCUUCGAGGGGUCCGCCAGCGAAGAUAAAUGGGUGAGAAUAGACGGUCAGAUCAAAACUGACAUGCCUAAGCCUCGUUCCUACUGUUCAAUUGAGUCGCCCACUCAUGGAAAUGUUCUCUGGGUGGCCCUAGACCAUGGCGCGACGAGGAUCGGAUACGCAUUCACCGAUGAUCGAGCCAACGCAUACCCCAAAUUCGACGAAGACGCUGCUGUCAAAGAAGCGGUUGAUGCAGUUAAACCUUUCAACAUUGAAUUCGAACGAGUUGAUUGGUGGACAAUCUAUGCGGUAGGACAGCGUACAGCUAGGAAUUUUCUUGUUCAUGAAUGUGUCUUACUUGCUGGAGAUGCUUGUCAUACUCAUUCAUCGGGAGCGGCCCAGGGAAUGAAUACUGGCAUUCACGAUGCGGUAAAUCUCGCUUGGAAGUUGAGUUUAACGAUACGCCGAUUGACCAACGGAGACCUUCUUAAGACCUAUCAAGCAGAGCGACUCCCAAAUGUACAGAAGCUUAUCCAGUACGACAGGGACAUCAGUCGACUCAUGACGAAUCGUCUGCCAGAGAAUUGGCAGGGAGACCCAGAUGCUGAUGUCAACGUGGUUUUAGGUCAGCUCUUCGAAGAAUCCAGCACUUUCAAUACGGGGCUUGGUAUCUCGUAUGGGAUUCAGGAAGAGAAUCCGUUAAAUGUAGAGGGCUCAUUCACCAGCUCACAACCACUAAUUAGACCGGGGAGAAGAGGACCUGAUAUCACCCUCUUGCGCCCGGGGAGUUUCGAACGUACAAGGCUCAUUCGUGAGCUUCGAAACCAUGCGACGUUCCACAUUCUCGUCUUUACGAGCGAGCGUGGGCCUGCUCUUCCGGAGGUAGUAUACGAAGACAUAGCCGGUUCGCCAGUCUUACAAUUACUCGUCAAUCGAAGUCAUUUGGACUUUAUGACCAUCCUCCCCGGGUUUAAGGUACCCUCUCCGUAUGAAUUUCUUGGGCAUGCCCCCCUCGGACGUGCGUACUUCGACGGCGUGGAUAAGGCGGCUUAUCAGCGAUAUGGAAUCGGCACCCAUGGCGCUAUCGUCGUGUUACGGCCCGACGGCUGGAUCGGUACGAUGAUCAAGUUAGGAAUAGAAGCUAUUUCGGAACUUGAGGGCUAUUUGAAGCGCAUAUUUCCGAAGAUUUAGUUUUAAGGAGAUCUAAGGAGUUUCUAUAGUGUAUGCAUGGCAAGCCAACCGGUGAUGGCUAACCGCGAAAGCAAAUUCUAAAUCCUUGCUGACCUUCUCGACGCGGUCCGCGGAACUAUGGAAGAAGUUGAAGCCUCAUCAUUGUUAAUCUAUGUUUUUUUGUCCGAACAGCGAUUCAAGAGUGUUCAGAUUUCCUGAAUAUUUACAAUCGACGAUUCGGUCGUACAAUUCGAAGUAGCGAAUAUCGCGCCCGAGGGGAGCAAAUUUCUCCAUUCACUUACCUAGGUAACUAAUAGGAUUUAUAAGAGAACUAUCGCGGGAAAAGCGAACGUUGAUAUAUUGACUGGCCCCGUCGCAGCGACCCGCGGUAGAAAAUAUUCGAUAAAGUAGAUGCAGGACCGCAAUUUCCACACCAGUGUCGAAAGCUCUAAAUGCCCAGUUGAGCGCGACAGUGGCGGCCAUGACAUAACGGGCUCAUGAUGUCGUCGAAGAAGCAGCGGCUGUUUGAAAUGCGUACUAAGAGGUAUGAUUAGAAGAAUGGGAAAGAAUAUGCC